Messenger RNA from Alnus glutinosa, 2437 nucleotides. Its product is annotated as 3-hydroxy-3-methylglutaryl coenzyme A reductase 2-B-like. The record is from RefSeq and is a predicted model, not a curated record. The transcript is spliced from 4 exons. Gene Ontology annotation, molecular function: hydroxymethylglutaryl-CoA reductase (NADPH) activity; protein binding. Gene Ontology annotation, biological process: sterol biosynthetic process; isoprenoid biosynthetic process; coenzyme A metabolic process. Bases 129 to 1913 code for a protein of 594 amino acids. Gene Ontology annotation, cellular component: peroxisomal membrane; endoplasmic reticulum membrane. Lineage: Eukaryota; Viridiplantae; Streptophyta; Magnoliopsida; Fagales; Betulaceae.
UCCUUUCAAGUUUCAAACAAUAAACAAUAGACAACAAUUCCCAUUGUCCACCAACACAACAACUUCCGCUAGAUCUGUACCUACGCACUAAAAGUAAAUAUAUAGUCCCGUCCGGCGCCGGUGCUGACAUGGAUAUUCGCCGGCCACCCAGCAAGGCCAUGCGUUCUGGCAAAGCCGGCGAACCUUUCAAAUCCUACCAGAACUACAGUAACAACAUGAAGCAGCAGCAGCAGAAUCUGAAAGCAUCAUCGGAUGCAGUACUACUACUCCGAGUGCCCCUUUACAUCACCAAUGGAAUCUUUUUCACGCUAUUCUUCUCGGCGGCCUACUUCCUCCUCCACAGAUGGCGUGAAAAGAUCCGCACCUCCGCUCCUCUCCACAUCCUCUCCCUCUCCGAUAUUGCCGCCAUCGUCUCCCUCAUCGCUUCCUUCAUCUAUCUCCUCGGCUUCUUCGGCAUCGGUUUCCUUCUUUCCAUCAUCCCACGUGCUUCGCAUGACCACGAAGACGCUUGGGAUGUCCAUAACAAUGAUCAUCUCAUUGCCAAAGAAGACAGCCGUCCCCCGGGCCCUUGCGCCGCUGCCAUUGACUACUCCCUCGUCCCUCCAGUGCUGCCAUGCACUAAUGGCAGUAGUAAUGCUGCUGCUCCAUUGCCCUUGUCCCAGGACGACGAGGAGAUCAUCAAGUCGGUGGUGUCCGGGUCCACUCCUUCGUACUCGCUGGAGGCCAAGCUCGGGGACUGCAGGAGAGCGGCGGCGAUCCGAAGAGAGGCCCUGCAGAGGAGUUCCGGGAGAUCCCUGGAGGGGCUGCCCUUGGAAGGCUUCGACUACGACUCCAUACUGGGGCAGUGCUGUGAGAUGCCCGUUGGGUACGUGCAGAUCCCCGUGGGGGUAGCGGGUCCGCUGUUUCUGGACGGAAAGGAGUACACCGUGCCCAUGGCCACCACGGAGGGCUGCCUCGUGGCCAGCACCAACAGGGGAUGCAAGGCCAUCUACGCCUCCGGUGGGGCCACCACCGUCUUGCUCAGGGAUGGGAUGACCAGAGCUCCCGUUGUGAGGUUCAGUUCCGCCAGCAGAGCCGCCGAGCUCAAGUUCUUCUUGGAGGAUCCUCUCAAUUUUGAAUCCCUCUCUCUCGUUUUCAACCGAUCAAGCAGAUUUGGAAAGUUACAAUACAUAAAAUGCGCAAUAGCCGGAAAGAAUCUUUACAUGAGGUUCAGCUGCAGCACUGGGGAUGCCAUGGGGAUGAACAUGGUCUCCAAAGGCGUCCAAAACGUCCUCGAUUUUCUACAAGACGACUUCCCUGACAUGGAUGUCAUUGGCAUCUCCGGAAAUUUCUGUUCAGACAAGAAACCGGCAGCCGUAAAUUGGAUCGAAGGGCGUGGGAAGUCUGUGGUUUGCGAGGCAAUCAUCAAGGAAGAGGUGGUGAGGAAGGUAUUAAAGACCAACGUAGCUGCCCUGGUGGAGCUUAACAUGCUCAAAAACCUAACGGGGUCUGCCGUGGCCGGUGUUCUAGGCGGGUUCAACGCCCAUGCAAGCAAUAUUGUCUCUGCAAUCUACAUAGCCACUGGCCAGGAUCCUGCCCAGAAUGUGGAGAGCUCCCACUGCAUCACCAUGAUGGAAGCUGUUAACGAUGGAAAGGACCUCCAUAUCUCUGUAACCAUGCCUUCCAUUGAGGUGGGCACAGUUGGAGGUGGGACCCAACUUGCAUCUCAGUCAGCUUGCCUAAACCUACUUGAUGUGAAGGGUGCAAACAGAGAUUCCCCAGGCUCAAACUCAAGGCUGUUAGCCACCAUUGUAGCUGGUUCUGUCCUAGCUGGAGAGCUUUCCCUCAUGUCUGCACUUGCAGCCGGGCAGCUUGUUAAGAGCCACUUGAAGUACAAUAGAUCUUCCAAGGAUAUGUCCAAAAUAUCCCCAUAAGGGAAAUUAAGCCGAUACUCCCUUCCUUAGUAAGUACUGAAGAUAAUACAAUAUAUAUUGCCCCGAAAACAAAAAGAAAUGAAGGAAGAAAAAAAGUAAAGGAUACCGUAGAAAUAAUAAAUUCUCAAUGAAGACAAUGGGGGUAAGGGGAGAGAACAUGGUGCUUGCUGGGCAUGCGUUGGAGGGGAAGAAAAAAAAAGGCUCUCCUUCUAUACAUGGUAACCACGUGAGGCAUGGUUCUCUUUCCAAGAUAUAUAAAUAGCCUGCAAUUUGUGAAAAAUGAAAAUUGUGGGGACUGCAUGGGAUUAGCUGCAGCACCGUGUGUGUGUGAGUUUUUUUUUCUUGUUGUUGUUGUUGUUGUUGUUGGCUUCCUCUCCUUGUUUGUUUCAUAGACAUGUAACUUGCUUGGACCAAGAGGAUCUAAUAAUAUGUACUUAGGUCGAUCAGUAGGUGGCUGUAAUCUUCUUUUCUUUUUGUUUUCUUUAGUAAUAAGAUGGAUAUUGUAAGCUCCGGUGAUCACAAAA